AUGCACCCCUUUUCCGUCCUCACACUUGGGAUCUUCGUCGCGGGCUAUAUUACCGCCAGGUGGGACCUUGUUACCCGUCUAUACGAAUUAGCCAUCUUUGCCUGGGACCACGGUGUCGUGACACGAACUGCGAAAGGAUUUUUCUUUCUCUCCGUUUUCUUUUUCCUUCUCGUCCUGCCGAUCAACCACCUCGCGUCUAAGGAGGGCCAAUUGGUGAGCAACACCGAAACAACCAAAGCUUUAAGCAGCGGUCGAAAGACAAAGCGCUUGAUGUUUGGCUUGGUUUGCUGA
This is a messenger RNA of Penicillium robsamsonii, 291 nucleotides long. RefSeq names its product N-acetylglucosaminyl transferase component. NCBI's taxonomy places the organism in Eukaryota, Fungi, Ascomycota, Eurotiomycetes, Eurotiales, Aspergillaceae. The transcript has 2 exons. The record is from RefSeq and is a predicted model, not a curated record. The coding region runs from base 1 to 291 and encodes 96 amino acids.